Molecule: messenger RNA, 1485 nt
Organism: Cylindrotheca closterium
Lineage: Eukaryota; Bacillariophyta; Bacillariophyceae; Bacillariales; Bacillariaceae
Source: the annotation of a GenBank genome assembly
AUGGGGUAUCGUACAUCCAUCCAGGGCCCCCCCCCGUAUGUCAAGUCUCCCAGUUUUCAGUUGACUGACGUCGCGUCGCUGAAAUGGAAGGGUCAGAUCUUGUUGUUGCGCCCAUCUACUGUAACUUUCCAUUUGAAGAUGCAUCGAGUUGCUAUAUUGGUUCUCGCUGCUCUCGCAGCACAAACAGCAACAGGAUUCAUCCUACCAGCACCACAGAGACAUUACUCCAGUAGCUUUCAAUUGGGAGCUGUCCUUUCGAGCCAGACUGCUGCACGUGAUCUGGGUGUCAAGAUUUUUGACGACGAGAACAAUAUUCGUACGGCAUAUGAUGAAUGGCGCGUAGAGUUUGGAAAGGGAGCUUUCAACGACCAACGGUUUCAAAAUUUCAAACAAAACUUCAAGACUUUGACCGUUGCAAAUUUUGAGGCGGAAUAUAAGGCUUUCAAAGAAGGAACGAACCCGCCUGGAUGGAUGUACCUCAACGAAUUCGGGGACUUCUCUCAAGGGGAAUACGAUGCUUUGACUGCUGAAUCAGAUAUUGACACAUACAAAAUAUAUGAAGACUGGUGCAACGAGUUUGGUGUCAAAGCCGAUGCGAAUCGCUAUGGGAUUUUCUUGGCAAACUACAAAUCAAUGAAGUCGUAUGCCAAGCAGACUGGUAAAAAUUUGAAACUGAACAAGUUUGCCGAUUGGACCAAAGCAGAAGCAGAGAAUGGAAAGAAAGCAGAGCCAAAACCUGCUGCACAACCUCAAAGCGCGGAGCCCACCAAAACACCUGCUGCUACACCCAUUGCCAACAACAAAGAAAUGAAAGAAUUCAUUCAGCAAAGAGGGACUCGCAUCCUUCAGUAUGCAAAUGGUGUAUCUUCUGUAGAGCAAACCACCGCCGCACCACGAUCAACGCUCGCCAUAGGAAGUGUAGAACCUGUCCAGGGCAGAAGACGUGUCCAAUCGGCCGGUGGAUCUCAACAAUACUCAAACACGCAAACUUCCCCAAGCGAUGCAAACCAAUCAUUUCAGGGAACACGACAAAUCGCAGCUGUUUCUGGGACGGGUCGAGGUACACGAGUCGUCCAAGCAAUUGCCUCUGCUGCAAAACAGGCCUUCCAAGGCACUAGAGCAAUUCAACCGGGAAGUACUAAUCAGUCAUUCCAAGGAACCAGGCAAAUUCCGCCGGCCAAUGGAAUGGCACAAGGUACCAGGGCUAUCCAGCCAGGGAAUGGGCAACUUCCAUCUUCGGGAACUAGAGCGAUUCAGCCAGUUGCCCCCAAUGAUGCAAACCAACAAUUCCAAGGUACUAGAGCCAUCCAACCAACAAACCCCGCUGGCGGAAACCAAGGCACGCGACAAAUUUCAUCGGUCACUGGUGACAGUGCGCCAACUGGAGGAGAGCCUUUCCAAGGGACUCGACGUAUUUCAGACAUUCCAGAACAACGGCCGUUCCGUGGAACUAUUGCAAUCAAUCAACCUCCAAAAGACACAUGA